AUGAAGUACUCAUCGUCCAUCCUCUUCACUGCCGGCCUCGCUGCCGCGCAAUCUACCGUCGUCAACAUUUUGUUCCCCUUUGCCGACCAGCAGGACAACGGCGCGUCAGUCAUCUCGGCAGCCCCCACCGCCACCAAGUACUUCGUCACCUGCCCGCCCGGUACAAGCGACGAGGAUUGCGGACUGGCAGAUGGUGUCGAGGUCCUCUACGGCCCGUCGACCAUGGCAUACGUCAUGUCAUACUCGGGGAUCUUUACCGCCUCCGCGGACUGCCAGCUCAAUCCCUCCAAGGACGAGGCCACCUGCAGCGGGAAGCUCAUCUCGGACGAGGGGACAUCCAUCAUCGCCGAGGUCAUGUCCGGAUACAGCACCUACAUCAUGCCCGUCACCGUCACGGCCGGCCUCGAGAAGCUCUCGGCCGGCGCCGGCGCCACCAACACGGCCGCCCCCAGCAGCAGCCCUGCCACCGACGCCCCGUCGGCUUCGACCAUGACCACGGCCGCAGCGCCGACCAACUCUGAGGGCAGCGGCGAUGACGGCGCCGCCGCGGACCCGACCUCGACCCUGAGCACCGGCGGCAUGCCCCGCGUUACCCAGAACGUGGUUAUCAUGGGUGCGGCUGCGCUGGUGGGGGGUGCCAUUCUACUUUAG
Chaetomium fimeti is the source of this 651-nucleotide messenger RNA. RefSeq lists its product as uncharacterized. Lineage: Eukaryota; Fungi; Ascomycota; Sordariomycetes; Sordariales; Chaetomiaceae. The transcript is spliced from 2 exons. Bases 1 to 651 code for a protein of 216 amino acids. The record is from RefSeq and is a predicted model, not a curated record.